GCUGCCAUCACGGAGAGACCACAGGAACCCCCCUUGGGCCCUCCGUGUCCCCUUGACGGGGCUUUCUGGACUCGAAGACCCCCUCACGCACCCCAGCAAGGGUGCUUUGCCUGCAUCUCCAAGACACCCCCUAUACAGCAAGGAUCACCUGUGCUGUCUCCAUCUUCUGCUGUUUGCCUGAUGGAGAAUAAGAGCUGCAAAGGGGAUAGCCUGAGACCACCGGUCCAAUGCAAACACUCCGUCGAGAAGAAAACGAUGACUAAUCCCACUGCUGUAAUUGAAAUCUACCCAGACACCACUGAAGUGAACGAUUACUAUCUCUGGUCCAUCUUCAACUUUGUAUACCUCAAUUUCUGCUGUUUGGGCUUCAUUGCCUUGGCAUAUUCUCUGAAAGCCACCUUCUUCUUUGGGAAAAUAAGAAUAGGAAGGGAUGAAAGAAACCGCUGCUACUCAUAUCACCCAGGCAAAGAAGAGGCGAGCAAUGUUCCACUGGGACUCAUAAACUACAAGAUUCAACAGGAAGACAGUACAGAAAACAAAGGAGAAAUGGAACAUGUUCCUUUUGGAUCCUCUACUGUAUGUUCUUUUCUAGUUGAUCCUUCCAAGGUUCGAGAUAAAAAACUCCUCAACGAUUUGAAUGGUGCUGUUGAAGAUGCCAAGACAGCCCGCCUUUUUAACAUUACCAGCUCGGCACUUGCCACCUUCUGCAUCAUCCUUGUCUUUAUCUUCCUACGAUACCCACUCACUGACUACUAAAACAUGGCCCAGCAAUUGAUGCUCAAAGUCCUCCAUGCCAGAAGUAGCUGCCACGGAGUUUCUUACAUAUGGGACACAAACAACAAAACUCCCACAUAGCCCCCUCUUAACGGCAGAUGCCCCCUCCCUCAAUACUAAAAGUAUGCCCUAAGCUUCACCAUACACCCAGCCCCUGCCCCCCCCCCCACCUGCCCCCCAGCCUG
Messenger RNA from Python bivittatus (Burmese python), 959 nucleotides. The record is from RefSeq and is a predicted model, not a curated record. NCBI's taxonomy places the organism in Eukaryota, Metazoa, Chordata, Lepidosauria, Squamata, Pythonidae.